Fusarium graminearum PH-1 is the source of this 1419-nucleotide messenger RNA. RefSeq lists its product as uncharacterized. The record is from RefSeq and is a predicted model, not a curated record. The transcript is spliced from 3 exons. Bases 1 to 1419 code for a protein of 472 amino acids. NCBI's taxonomy places the organism in Eukaryota, Fungi, Ascomycota, Sordariomycetes, Hypocreales, Nectriaceae.
AUGGCCAUCGCUCUCAUGUCGGAAAAGACGUCGCUAUAUCGGCGACCCGUCAUUUUCGCCGCCUUCGUCCUCGUAUUCUUCAUCAUCUUGGAGACUUUUUACUUAUAUUCCAGCACUUGGACACCUGCACACGGGUUGUUACCCUCUGAAACAACAUCGACCGGGGCAUCACCAGAAACGUCAGUCAAUUCGCCGCCAAAGAAGAAGAAGCAGAAGCAGCAAAAACCGAAACCGAUACCGAUCAAGACAUCACAGCUUCACUUCCUUCUCCCGGCCUCCGACCCAAAUGACAUGUUUUGCGCCAUUGUCGCCUCCGCCCUCGUCAACAGAUAUCCCGCGCCUUACAUGGUUGGAUGGAAGGGAGAGGGCAAGUACAACGCUUCCGCCGCCCACACUGCGAAACUCUACUCCAUCAAGAAAUAUCUCGACAAGCUCCCCAACGGCGGCGACGACGACGACCUCGUCUUUUUUGGCGACGGCUACGAUGUCAUGGCUCAACUGCCCGUAGAGGUCAUCAUCGAGCGCUACUUCAAGGUUGCUGCUGACGCUGACCAACGCUUGGCGGACCGUUUUGGAAUCACCGUCGAAGAGGCCCACAAACGUGGUCUCAAGCAGACUCUCUUUUGGGGCGCCGACAAGAUGUGCUGGCCUGCCCUUAACGAAGCUCAGUGCACCAAGAUCCCCAGUUCGCAUCUCCCCAGCACUGUUUACGGACCCAAGACCGGCAACGGCAACACACACAAUCGCGAUGCCAAGUAUUUCAACUCGGGAAGCGUCAUAGGCCCGAUCGGCGACCUGCGCAAGUUCAUCAAUGCCGGUGUCACCGCCUUGGAGGAGACUUUUGAUCCCAAUUUCAAGUACAAGACUUCAGACCAGAUCUACCUCGCCCGCACGUUCGCGCGCCAGGAAUUGUCCCGCGCGAAGCAGAUUGAGGACGAGCUCCACAACAUUGACACCGUCAUCAGCAACAUCACCGCGACAGAGGAUGUGGCCGAGUAUCACGCAGCCAUCGAUUACGAGUCGGACUUUGUGCAGACCGGAUGCUUCGCUCACAAGUGGAUGCAAAAGCUAAAUUACAACAACACCGAUAACACGGCGACCGUUGGCAUGGAUCUCUUUGACCAGGGCAAGGACUUCAAGCCCCACAAGAUCCAGCUGCCCGCCAACGUGUACCGCUCUCUCAUCCGCGUCUUCCAGUCGCUGCCUGACGAUGCCACCAAAAAGUCCGCGCGCGACUGGAUCGGCAGCCUCAAGCUCGACACAAACAUCGCGACCCGCAAGAUCUUUGGUUUCUACCACGCCACGUGCAGCAAGCGCCAGCUCGUCGCCGACUUUAAGAAGUACUGGUUCCACCCUGGGUGUACAAGACGGCGUUUUCCUCGGAGGGAGCCCCUGAGGAUGCGCUCGGGGGUGUCUUGA